GCCCAGCUGAGAGAUCUCAGUGGUUUAUUCAGCAAGGGUGGUGCAAACGUCAGGGGAGAUGACGUGCGAGAGCAUCAACAGGGCUGAGUGGCACACAGUGAAACAACAGGAUGGCGCAACCUCUGGAUUUAGUGAUCAAGAGACUCUUUUGUCAGCAGCUCAGGCAAUCAGAUGGGCGUUUCCGAGGUGCGAUUUCCAGCCCGUCGGAAAACCUAAAUAAUACCUAAUAAUGGACUUUCAUCCUUCGUAUUCGAGAACUCAACGCCCGAACCUAAUACCUAGAUAAUAAACAGCUCCCAAAGUCUCGAAUCUCUCUCUGGCUGGACAAUAACUUCUACACGAUCGCGAAUAAAAAUAAAUGGUACUAGGAACUAAGAACUAUGAGCUAGAACCACGCGUCUGUGCGAACUGUUUCCCCGAGCCUUGCUAAGAAAAUGUCUACGUCCUACGGCGAAGAUAGCCCCUUGCUGGGCGCAGACGCGGCAUCGAUACGUUCGUCUUCGAUCCUCAAGCCCCCGACGGAUGACGAAGAAGACGGGCCUUCUUCACCACCCGAGUUCGGAAAUAUCGAGGACGACGUCUUACCCGAGGAGUCCGUCCUAGGCCGUAACAUCGACUGGAAAAGCGCUUAUAUCAUCGCCAUCUCGAGAGUCAUCGGAAGUGGCAUCUUCGCAGUCCCGGGAGUUAUUCUGUCUUCCGUCGGAAGUGUGGGUCUUUCGCUUUCGAUUUGGAUCCUUGGCGCCGUCGUGGUGGCAUGCGGCCUAACGGUAUCUCUUGAAUAUGGUUGCAUGCUGCCGCGGUCUGGCGGAGACAAGGUAUACCUCGAGUUCACGUAUCCGUGGCCACGCUUCUUUGCCUCGACCAUGAUCGCGGUUCAAGCCGUGCUUCUAGGUUUCACGGCAAGUAACUGCGUCAUCUUCAGCCAAUAUGUGCAUUUCGUAUUCGACGUCGAGGCUCGAGACUUUUCUAAGAAGGCCCUGGCGGUUGGACUCCUUACUGUCAUCACUAUUAUUCACGGUGUCUGGUACAGAGCUGGCAUACGCAUCCAGAACUUCCUGGGCUGGAUCAAGGUGGGACUCGUCGUAUUCAUGGUGUUAUCAGCUCUUUACGUCGUGGUAGUUAGGCCCGAGCAGGAAGAUGCGGACCUAAGACCGAAGAAGAUACAAUCUUGGGAAGGACUAUGGGAGGGGAGUGACUGGAAUCUUGGGACCCUGGCGACUUCGUUGUUCAAGGUCUUCUAUUCUUAUGCUGGUCUAUCCAACCUGAAUAACGUUAUGAACGAAGUGAAAGAUCCUGUCAGAACCUUGAAGUCGGUUUCUCUGACGGCUCUGUUUACUGCGUUGCUGUUGUACUUGCUUGCUAAUCUCGCUUACUUCGCCGUGGUGCCCAUCGAGGACAUCAAAGAGAGCGGUCAACUAGUUGCAGCAUUAUUCUUCGAACGUACAUUUGGCCCCAACAUCGGCAAGAGGUUUCUACCCUUGGCCGUUGCGCUCUCGGCAGCAGGGAAUGUUAUGGUAGUGACAUUUUCGACGGCGCGUCUGAAUCAGGAGGUUGCUCGUGCGGGCUUUCUGCCAUUUUCUAGAUAUCUAUCGUCUUCGAAGCCUUUUAACGCACCAUUGGGAGGAUUAAUUGUGCACUGGAUCCCUUCCGUUCUAGUCAUUAUACUCCCGCCGUCGAGCGAAGUGUACUCCUUCAUAUUAGAAGUGGAGGGUUACCCAGGACAAGUAUUUGCGCUUGCAACGUCAAUAGGACUUAUCUGGCUGCGAUAUAAGCGACCGGAUUUGAAACGGCCGUUCAAAGCCUGGAUCCCGGCGGUCAUCUUUAGAAUCGUCCUAUGCUUUUCUUUACUAGCUGCCCCCUUUUUCCCUCCUUCGCAUCCGAAACCCGGCGGUCUAUUUUACGCGACAUACGCCAUUGUUGGCGUCGGCAUACUCUUAUUUGGAGUCCUAUACUGGCUUAUAUGGACAGUUGUAUUACCCCGACUCGGCGGGUAUAGCUUGGAAGAGAAGCAAGACGUGCUAGAUGAUGGGACGGCUAUCACAGUGCUAACACGGGUACCGAAGGAUGUUGACUAAUUACUUAAAUAUUUGGUGUUUCACGACUCUGCUUACUGCGUGUAUAUUGAUGUUGAGUAAUUACUCGGGAACAUUUUUCAAAUUCGGCUGUAGCAUUUGGCCGUGGUUGUGUAAUUUAUCAUCAUGUCAUAUUGAGCCGCAGUUAGACGAAACCCAUAACCUAGAUGUUAAUGAAAACAAAGGCUAUACAUAAACUAGCAAUACAGAAUAAGUAAACGUACUUAGGUAGAAAACGAGAUAUGACAAA
Messenger RNA from Daldinia vernicosa, 2322 nucleotides. Its product is annotated as amino acid transporter. Gene Ontology annotation, biological process: amino acid transmembrane transport. The transcript is spliced from 4 exons. NCBI's taxonomy places the organism in Eukaryota, Fungi, Ascomycota, Sordariomycetes, Xylariales, Hypoxylaceae. The record is from RefSeq and is a predicted model, not a curated record. Bases 435 to 2075 code for a protein of 546 amino acids. Gene Ontology annotation, cellular component: membrane. Gene Ontology annotation, molecular function: L-amino acid transmembrane transporter activity.